UUGACUACUUCUAGAUGGCACACUGAGUCCGAGGAGCCCUCAUCAGCAGCAGUAUGUUGGAUUUGAAUGUAGCAAAGAGACAGACAACAGACUGACUAUGUGAGGAGCUGUGAUUCUUUGAAUAAUGGACUAAAGCAGGGGAACUGUUACUGGACAGAAACAGUGCACCUCCACCAUCCUGCCAUGGAGGGGUCAAAUGCAAAAAGAAAACCAGGAUAUGGGCAUCACAAAAAAGAGAACUCUGUCGGCCACCCGCCGCUGUGCCGUCAGUCCACAGCAGACUUCAGUAGUGACGACAACGUUCAGCCCAGGAAACUGAACGGCUCGUCAGUGGAUACACCGAGCUACCAGAACCUGCACCGGGAGCUGCUGCUCAGCCAUAAACGGGGUCUGCUGCUGGAGGAGAAACCAGAGCUGAAGCGAGUGUUGGAGCAGCGCAGACUGGAGCUGCACAAGGAGGAGGAGAUGGCACGACGGGGGCCCUCAGAUCUGGAGACAGAGCUCCGCAAGAGGCAACAGAAGCUGCAAGAGUACGAGCAAGAGGAGAUCAGGCGGCGGGAGAACCAGCAGAAGAUCCCUGAGUUUGUCCGUGUGAAGGACAACCUGAGGCGCACUCAGGCAUUUGAGCAGUGAGGCCCUAAGGCUCCCAUCAGCCCCUGCAGCAUCUCACCAUAGUGGCCCUAAAUCUUUAUGUUCACUGUCUGCUGAGUUACACAGCCUAUAUAGACAAACAUCACAGGUGCACCUACAGGCUUUGGAUCUCUUCAUGGAUUUUAAAUUACAUUUGGAAAUAUCAGGAAUCAUACAAAGGAAAUACGUAUUCCAUAUUUAGAAAUGUCUUUGUAAAACUUAAUCACAGUUCUGUUUCUGAUGAGGGAGUGCUCAUUUUUUAUUUAUAAUUAUGUGGAUCAAUAUUUAUUUGUUAAGGGAAAGCUACUACUGUUCAGAGGUUGGAUAUUUUUUAUGUUUUCUAUGGUAAUUGUACUAUUUAUAUUUUCAAAUCAACUUCUCACGCUUCUUCAGGGCCACAUCAGUCAAGCCUAAUUCUUAUUUUAAAACACUACUAUUAUGGGAUUGCUAACAGAUGCAUUCCCCAACAGAUCUGUUUUGUAUCAAUAGAAAUCCCCCAGUGUUACAAAUUUGCUUGUUUGUUUAUCUGUUUCUGUCAUGACUUUUGAUUUUUAGUGUGUCCGUGUGCUGUGGAAAUAAAGGCUUCGUGG
Molecule: messenger RNA, 1220 nt
Organism: Seriola dumerili (greater amberjack)
Lineage: Eukaryota; Metazoa; Chordata; Actinopteri; Carangiformes; Carangidae
Product: protein FAM107B-like
Exons: 5
Coding region: 184-633 (149 amino acids)
Source: RefSeq, a predicted model, not a curated record